Messenger RNA from Chenopodium quinoa (quinoa), 2056 nucleotides. Its product is annotated as fasciclin-like arabinogalactan protein 16. The record is from RefSeq and is a predicted model, not a curated record. The transcript is spliced from 4 exons. The coding region runs from base 314 to 1669 and encodes 451 amino acids. Lineage: Eukaryota; Viridiplantae; Streptophyta; Magnoliopsida; Caryophyllales; Amaranthaceae.
GUGGGCCCAACAACUACAGUCUGUUAAGCUUUCAAUCUCAAAAUAGCCACGUGUCAAGCUUUAUAUAUCAUCUCUAAGCAAUUACCCUCAAUUGGCCAUUUAUUCCCACAACUCCAAACAAACCCUGCCUUAAAUCACAUGCUUUACUUUCAUUGCUUACACAAAACACAAGAAUUAAACAACACCUUCAAAUUUUAUUUUAUUUUUUAUAAUUUUUUUUUUUUUUUAUAAAGGACCAAACAACAAAACAAACCCACUGAUUUUCCCUCUUUUUUUCCAAUAAUUCCAUUUUCAGUUCUCCGCAUUAGGCGCCAUGGAUGCCUCCCACCACCACCAUGGCCUUACCAAAUUCAUCAUUUUCAUCAUAUUUCUAUCUUUUUCUUCAGCAUUUGCAUCUAUUAAUCAGUCCAAUGGAAUAGGACAGAUCAACUCUAAUUCCAUUCUAGUUGCCCUUCUCGACUCGUCUUAUACUGAGUUGGCUGAGCUGGUGGAGAAGGCGCUGUUGUUGCAGUCGCUUGAGGAUUUGGUGGGAAAGAGUAAUCUGACUAUCUUUGCUCCGAAGAAUGAGGCUUUAGAAAGGGACUUGAACCCGGAGUUCAAGCAGUUCUUGCUUGAACCCCGGAAUCUUAAGUCCCUCCAAAGCCUCAUUCUUCAUCAUAUUGUCCCUUCUACAGUCGACUUAAACAAACGAGUUAAGUCGACUCAGAAGAGGGCAUUGUCUAACCAACAUCUCCGCUUCUCGUUAAGAGAUAAGAGAUUGUUGGUCGAGGAGUCGGUGGAGGUAAUCGACCGAAACUCAAUCGUAAGACCGGAUGGCCUAAUCCACGGGAUUGACAAGCUUCUUAUCCCGCACUCCGUUCUCGAGAACUUCAAUCGCCGCCGGGAACUCCGCACUAUCUCAGCAGUACUCCCAACAGGCGCCCCAACAGUAGACUCUCGAAAGAAGACUCACUUGAAAAAGGGGUCAAAGAUAGGACCAGCUGGCGCUCCCCCAACUGUUCCCAUCUUUGACGCGCUGGCGCCAGGACCAUCUCUUGCCCCGGCGCCAGCGCCUGGACCUGGCGGCCCACACCAUCAUUUCGAUGGUGAGAGCCAGGUCAAAGACUUCAUCACAACCCUAGUACACUACGGCGGCUACAACGAGCUCGCCGACAUCCUAGUAAACCUCACAUCCCUUGCCACUGAGAUGGGACGACUAGUAUCAGAAGGCUAUGUAAUUACAGUGUUAGCUCCAAAUGACGAAGCAUUGGGUCGAUUGACCGCAGACCAACUAAGCGAGCCAGGUGCACCCGAGCAAAUAAUGUAUUACCAUAUAAUACCCGAGUACCAAACGGAAGAGAGUAUGUACAGUUCAGUGAGGCGUUUCGGUAAAGUAAGCUAUGAAACGCUGCGUUUGCCUCAUAAGGUGGCAGCUGAAGAGGCUGAUGGAUCGGUUCGGUUCGGGUCGGGUGAUGGUUCGGCUUAUUUGUUUGACCCAGAUAUUUAUACCGACGGUCGAAUAUCGGUUCAAGGGAUUGACGGUGUUUUGUUUCCGGCGGAAGAGGUUAAGGCUCCGGCUGCUGUGAAAAAGGUCGUCGUAAAGCAAAGAAGAGGGAAGUUGUUGGAAGUAGCAUGUACAUUAGCUGCAGCAUUUGGACAAGAUUCACAAUUUGCGUACUGCGGUCAAUGAAUAUAACUUCAAUUCAAAUUAUUUAUUAAAAAAAAAAAAAAAAAGAGCACAGGAAAAUCGUCAGCAAUGUAAAAUUUUGUAGGUUCAAAUAUUUGUCAUCGGAUUGUAAUCAAGUUUGGGAAACGAAGUUUUCCAGCUUCAUUAAUUAAGAAUCUACCUCAGAUUCUUAAUACUUGGUAGAAGAGGUGUUUUUUUAAAAAAAAUAUUUGAUUUUUAAUUUGUUGGUAAUUUUUGUAAUUAGAAACCAAUUCUUUGAUUUCUUUUGUUUGAUUUGGCGUUAAAAAGCCACUGUUAUAAAAAUGAUUUAGGGCUCGCUAGGAACGUAAAUCUUGUUGAUUGUUCCUGAUUUUUGUGAUGUGAGAGAAACAUAUACUUUUGAGAUUUGUA